GGUCUGUGGUUAAAGGGAAAGGGGCUGGGACGGAGGCCGCCUGCCUCUCGGAGCCAAUGAAGAGGCUGGGGGCGGGCCCCGCCCGCAGGAAGUCCCGCCCCGGAAGCAGGCUGCGCUUCCAUGGCGGCACCGGGGCGGCGGUGGCUGGUGCCGCUGCUCGUGGCGGCGCGGGGCUUCCCCGCACGCCGAGCCCUGCACGAGUGGGCCCCGGCGCGGGAUGUGCUGCUCUUCGAGCACGAGCGGGGCCGCUUCUUCGCGGUCCUGGGGCUCUUCUGCGCCGGCCAGGGCGUCUUCUGGGCCUCGCUGGCCGGCGCGGCCCUGGCCCGACCCCCGGUCCCCGCGCGGCCUCCGGAUGCGGCCACAGACCCCGGCCGUGUGGACGUGCGCUCCGCGCUCUGGCGCUACGGCCUGGCCGUGGGCUGCGGCGCCAUCGGUACCCUGGUCCUGGCCGCUGGACUUCUCUUCUCCCUGCGCUCUGUGCGGUCGGUGAUACUGCAGGCUGGAGGGAAGCGGGUGACCCUCACCACUCACGCCCCCUUUGGCUUGGGAGCGCAGUUCACUGUUCCCUUGAACCAAGUAUCCUGCAUGGCCCACCGGGGUGAAGUCCCUGCCGUGGUGCCUCUAAAGGUCAAAGGCCGACGCUUCUACUUCCUCUUGGACAAAGCUGGGUAUUUCCCUAACACAAAACUCUUUGACAACACUGUGGGUGCCUACCGCAGCUUGUGAAAAAGCCACCUCGGGACACGCACCCCUCCAGGAGGGGAACAAAAACCACCUUUAGGCCCUGCCCAGUGUGGCUCGGUUGCAGCAUUGUCCCAGUGCAUGGAAAGAUCUUGGGCACGCCGGUGGCUCAGAGGUUAAGCAUCAACCUAUGAACCAGGAGGUCCCAGUUCAGUUCCCCAUCAGGGCAUAUGUCCGGGUUGCAGGCUCAUGCAGGAGGCAGCCGAUCAAUGAUUCUCAUCAUUGAUGUUUCUCUCUCUC
Messenger RNA from Myotis myotis, 981 nucleotides. It is a transcript of the gene TMEM223, whose product is annotated as transmembrane protein 223. The transcript has 2 exons. Gene Ontology annotation, biological process: nervous system development. Gene Ontology annotation, cellular component: mitochondrion. NCBI's taxonomy places the organism in Eukaryota, Metazoa, Chordata, Mammalia, Chiroptera, Vespertilionidae. The record is from RefSeq and is a predicted model, not a curated record. Bases 121 to 726 code for a protein of 201 amino acids.